UUUUUCUCUCUCCUAUGUAUAUAUAUAUAUCUUUCAUUUCUGGUUUUUUCCUCUGUGUUUUCUCGCUACCCAAACAGAGAGCUUAGACUUUGCCGAUUUUAGGGUUUCCGUAUUCUCUCAUCAGAUUCUCCCGUCCAAACCCUAAUCUUCGGAUCAGGUCUGAGCAUUCUGGUACUUAGUCCCCCCAGUAAAGUUAAGGUUCAUGUCUGAUCUCGACACUCAGAUUCCUACUACCUUUGAUCCUUUUGCUGAUGCAAAUGCUGAGGACUCGGGUGCUGGGGCAAAGGAGUAUGUUCACAUCCGUAUUCAGCAGCGAAAUGGUAGAAAAAGCCUGACAACUGUUCAGGGGCUGAAGAAAGAAUUCAGCUACAACAAGAUCCUUAAGGACCUCAAGAAGGAAUUCUGCUGCAAUGGCACCGUGGUUCAGGACCCCGAAUUAGGACAGGUCAUUCAGCUUCAAGGAGAUCAACGGAAGAACGUUUCCACCUUCCUUGUUCAGGCUGGUAUUGUGAAGAAGGAAAACAUCAAAAUCCAUGGUUUCUGAGCCACAGCAGCUCUAAGAUUCUGCAGGGUGCAUGCUUGUUCUUCAUUAGUGCGGAACAUACCACCUGAAUUACAAUAUAACUAUCUGUGCUGUUCUGUUGUCUAAAUUGGAUUGAUGAUCAUGUAUGCAACUAAAUAGUUGUCGGGUCCUGAUGUUUUUGGUUUCUUAUGAUAUAUGUGUAGUGUUUCUGCUAUUUGUGUAGUUUGCCAGUUUCUUUAAUGUGGGAGUGUUAUGGGAUGUAUGCGAGUAUGCUUUUCUGUCCCGAAUAAUUAUAGUUACUGGAUUCAUAAUGGUAGAUUUAUGAAAGACUUAUGUCCCUUUGUCUCUUUC
Molecule: messenger RNA, 874 nt
Organism: Carica papaya (papaya)
Lineage: Eukaryota; Viridiplantae; Streptophyta; Magnoliopsida; Brassicales; Caricaceae
Product: protein translation factor SUI1 homolog 2
Biological process (GO): translational initiation
Molecular function (GO): translation initiation factor activity
Source: RefSeq, a predicted model, not a curated record